Westerdykella ornata is the source of this 3232-nucleotide messenger RNA. RefSeq names its product bifunctional acetylglutamate kinase/N-acetyl-gamma-glutamyl-phosphate reductase. Gene Ontology annotation, molecular function: L-glutamate N-acetyltransferase activity, acting on acetyl-CoA as donor; NADP+ binding; acetylglutamate kinase activity. Lineage: Eukaryota; Fungi; Ascomycota; Dothideomycetes; Pleosporales; Sporormiaceae. Gene Ontology annotation, biological process: L-arginine biosynthetic process. Gene Ontology annotation, cellular component: cytoplasm; mitochondrial matrix; mitochondrion. Bases 226 to 2922 code for a protein of 898 amino acids. The record is from RefSeq and is a predicted model, not a curated record. The transcript has 2 exons.
UUCCUUGGUUUAUCGAUUGUGAGUCUUCCGACUCGACUCCACCUCCACCUCCACCUUUCAACCCUUCCAACCUCCAAUUCCCUUUCUCUCUCUUUCUCCCUCUCCUCUCCCUUCGCCCUCCUGGGUCGUCCUCCCUCCACGUCCUCUUCCUCUCCCUCGUCCUUCCGCCCUGCCGACUGGCCCGAGUGCUGAAGAUCCGCUCGCUUCCCCCGCUCGCCCGCCGCAAUGCAGGCCGUCGUGCGUUCUGGUGCUCGUGCGGCCACACGCCAUGCCCGCAGCAGAGUCACUCCCACAAGAGGAGCGCUACGGACAAGCCUCACCCGUGCUCUCGUGCCCGCCUCGAGUCGCCUCUACACCUCCGCCGCCGACAGUCGCGAUGCCACCUCCAUGCGGGCCGCCUUCCUGAGCUUGCUCGGCAGCGUGAGCUCGCGCCGGGAAAUCGACCAGUACCUCGCCCAGUUCCGCUCCGUGUCCUCGCAGCAAUUUGCCGUCGUCAAGGUCGGGGGAGCCAUCUUGACUGACCACAUCGAUACCCUAUGCCUCGCCCUGCAGCAUUUGUAUGCCAUGGGCUUGUACCCCAUCAUUGUCCAUGGCGCAGGGCCCCAGAUGAACCGGCUGCUCCUGGACGCAGGCGUGGAACCCGAGUUCAUUGACGGCAUCCGCGUCACGGACAAGAAAACGCUCGGCAUUGCCCGCAAGCUGUUCCUUGAGGCCAACAUGGACUUGGUGUUGAAGCUGAGGCAGGAUUGGGGCAUCCCGGCACGCCCAAUCACCGCCGGCGUGCUCCAGGCUGACUACCUCGAUAAGGAGAAGUGGAAGUAUGUGGGCAACAUCACCAAGGUCAAUUCGCGCCCCAUUGUCGAUGCGCUCAAGGCCAAGGAAUUGCCCAUUCUGUGCUCCAUGGCCGAGACCGAGGAUGGCCAGAUCCUCAAUGUGAAUGCCGAUGUGGUUGCGGGGGCUCUGGCCCGGGCGCUGGAGCCUCUCAAGAUUGUCUAUCUCAGCGAGAAGGGCGGUCUCUACAAUGGCGACACGGGAAAGCUCAUCUCCACCAUCAACCUCGACGAGGAGUAUGACACGCUUAUGCAGCAACCCUGGGUCAAAUAUGGCACCAAGCUCAAGAUUGUGGAAGUCAAAAAGCUGCUAGAUGACCUACCGAAGACCUCCUCCGUGGCCAUCAUCCACCCACAGUAUUUGGAGAAGGAACUCUUCACCCACACCGGCGGCGGUACGCUGAUUAGGAAGGGUGAGAGCAUUCAGGCCGUUUCCAAGUUCGAGGACCUCCCCGAUAUGAAGAAUCUGCGGGAUGCGCUGCUACGGGACCGCGAAAGUCUGGACUCUGGCGACGUCAUCGAUCGCUUCCUGAACAAUCUGAAGAACCGCCCCUUUGAGGCUUUCUUUGAUGAUAACAUGGGCGCUGUUGCUAUCGUCUACCCGCCAGCGGAGGAGGGCGGCUUCGCACAGCUGUCUACCUUCACCACCACCAAGGACGCUUUCCUCACCAACGUCGCGGACAACAUCUUUGAGCGUAUGAAGAAGAAGUACCCCAAGAUGUACUGGACUGUCGAGACCCAGGACGAGAACCUGGGUUGGUUCAAGGAGAAGGCAGACGGCACCCUCCGUCGAGAGAAGGAGGUCUUCUGUUUCUGGGGUACCGCCGAGCCGCAAGAGGUGGUGGCCAUGAUGAGCGAGUUUUCCAAGCACGGACGGGCCAUGUUUGGCGACCACAACCUCGAGGCGCAGCUUCGGCGAGCAGCAGACUAUGCUGCCAGCUUGAAGCAUGGCCAGCAGACACGCUCAUACUCGACAAUGGCAUUCGGGGCUAGGGUCUUCGGGCAGCAGCCACGGCCCACUUUCAGGUCGAGCAAGGCGGCUCCCAUGACUUCCCGCGGCUUCGCUACCACUGCUCCCCGUGCUGUCGAGACCACCAACCCCAAUCCCCCUCACGGACUCAAAUUCAAAAGCAAAGACUGGCCGUCCAAGAUUGCCCUCAUCGGUGCCCGUGGCUACACGGGUCAAGCUCUCAUCGACCUCCUGAACCGCCACCCCAACAUGGACCUCCGGCACGUCUCGUCGCGCGAACUCGCAGGCAAGAAACUCGAAGGCUACACCAAGCGCAAUAUCACUUACGAGAACCUCGCGCCCGAGGACGUCAAGAAGAUGGCCGAGCAGGGCGAAGUGGACUGCUGGGUCAUGGCGCUCCCCAACGGCGUCUGCAAGCCCUUUGUCGAUGCCAUCAAUGAAGCCGGCAAACCCGACACCGUCAUCGUAGACCUCAGCGCGGACUACCGUUUUGAUUCAUCGUGGACGUACGGCCUCCCUGAGCUCGUCGAUCGCCGCAAAUUGGCAAACGCAACGCGCAUAGCGAAUCCCGGCUGCUAUGCCACGGCCGCACAGCUCGGCAUCGCGCCCUUGCUCGAGUUCAUCGGUGGACAGCCCACCGUGUUCGGCGUGAGCGGGUAUUCGGGCGCAGGCACGAAGCCCAGCCCGAAGAACGACGUCAAGAAUCUGGAGAACAACAUCAUUCCGUACAGUCUGGUGGAUCAUAUUCAUGAGCGGGAGAUUAGCAGCCAGUUGGGACGGGAGGUGGCGUUUAUUCCACAUGUGGCGAGCUGGUUCCAGGGUAUUCAUCACUCCAUCUCCAUCCCGCUGAACCGAACCAUGACGUCCCGCGACAUCCGCAACCUCUACCAGGACCGCUACGCCGGAGAGAAGCUGGUCAAGAUCACGGGCGAGUCGCCCCUGGUCAAGGCCAUCAGCGGCAAGCACGGCGUCGAGAUUGGCGGGUUCGCGGUGCACAGCUCGGGCAAGCGCGUCGUGGUGAAUGCCACGAUUGACAACCUGCUCAAGGGCGCCGCGACGCAGUGCCUGCAGAAUAUGAACCUGGCGCUGGGGUAUGGCGAGUAUGAUGGUAUUCCUUAUUAGUUGAGGAGGGGAUCAGGAAUAGUUGUUUUUGCAAGACUAUUAUCGUCGUCUUUCUUGUAUAUAUAUCCUUGUUUCUAAAACGGUUUGCACAGAGGUAGAAUAGAGUGGUGUAGAGUCGUGUAGAGAAAGUAGCACGCGUGCAUUUUGUGUGGGGUUUAGCACUGUUGUAGGGCUUCAUCUAUGAAGAUAUAGAUUGUACUUUUUGCGCUCCCAUUGUCGUUUUGCCGAUGUGAUUGCUUGUGGACUUGUUAACAGGUUUGCAAGGUGGAAUCGACAUGAAUCAAUGUAUGGAUGGAUGCAUGAAUGGAAG